Messenger RNA from Kluyveromyces marxianus DMKU3-1042, 1929 nucleotides. RefSeq names its product Spt21p (gene SPT21). The record is from RefSeq and is a predicted model, not a curated record. Gene Ontology annotation, biological process: rDNA heterochromatin formation; regulation of transcription by RNA polymerase II; silent mating-type cassette heterochromatin formation. The transcript has a single exon. The coding region runs from base 1 to 1929 and encodes 642 amino acids. Lineage: Eukaryota; Fungi; Ascomycota; Saccharomycetes; Saccharomycetales; Saccharomycetaceae.
AUGAGUGACCAAGAACAGGUCUACAUGACCUUAAAGGUUCUAUACACGUUGGAUAACGAUCCAAACUCAUUUUUGUCGAGAUCCAACGAUGUUGUUCCGGUUUCUGUUGAACAGAUACCGAACCCUAACAAUGUUACAUCGACGUUGAAAAUCGGUGCAGUCGAAGUGGACAAAGUGUUGCAACAGGUGUGCCAGUCUUCUCCGGAACUGUUCCCUUCUUGUGAUGGGCAAGAGGUCGUGGACAAGAGUCUGCGGUCUACGGAUUUCAACGUUUACGUGAAGGAUAUAUGUGAAGAAGAUGAGCCGUUUGUUUCGUUGGGGUUGUUGUCCAAGCUGCGACAAGAAAAACACAUGGAUCGCACUUACAUGAUUGGCCGUGUGUGUACGAAUUUUGCAUCAAUGCUCCAAAGAUCAACGUCUCAGAUGAACUCUCUAAACGGGACUGUUAGCAAAGAUACUCUAGAGGUCAAAAUACGGUUCUCUAAGGUCAUGACUAGGGCCAAUUCGAGGCGUUCAUCAAUAGGCGGCAACAAUGCAAACCAAUCGAUGAUUGGAAUGGUAGCCACGCCCGUGUUAUCAGCUGGAACCCCAGAAUCAUCAGGUGUUGUCAACACUAAGGCUAGGAGAAUGCCUUCUAUGGGCAAUGUCAGAAGGCCGUCUAUUACGAACACCACCAUGCCUUCUGGCAACACAUCAUUCAACAAGAAAAAAAGGGUAACUAACCCAAUGCCCGCACCAAAGGCCGUCAGAACACAAUCGUUACCAAUAUGGAAUAACCCAGGUAUCCCCAAGAAUUCCAUUGCUCACAAAAUAUAUAUGGCUGAUAGAAACAAAGAACAAAAUCAAUCUCCAAAUGAACUAAGGCAGGAGAAAAAACUCACAUACCAGAUAUCUUCAUUACAGCAAGAUAAUUCUGUCUCCAAGUUCAAAGUGGACGAUUCCAUCUCUAAGAGGUUUGAUUUCAUGAAGAAGAAGAGCACCGUUACAAAAAAGAGUAAUGGUAACAGUAGUAGUGGUAAUAACAAUACUACUAAUGCCGUUGCAACACCAGCUUCUUCCACCAUCAAUGCUACUACCAAGUCUAACAAAAAACAGAAACGGAUGAAUACUGCUGGUGGUACAGCUUCUCACAAUGAAACCAUAUAUGAAAACAUGGAAGUAGAUCAAAGAACGCCGGAAAUAUUCAACAAAGAAAACAUUCCGCCAGCAAAUAAUAACGCCAACAUCGAGGAUCUACUGUUGGAUCUGGGUUCUUCAAACGAGGACUGGUUCCAAGGGUUAUUCCAAUCUCCUGCAAAGGAAACUCCAAACGACACAAACACUGGUCAUGCAGUCAAUGUCGAUGUGGAUAGAACAUCGCCCAUUGACACGCUUUCAAUGCCGCUCGUAGACUUAGAACCAAAUUCGGAUGGUCCUAUUCAAGUCAGUACCGGAGAGCAGCUGAAAAAGCUUUCGCUUCUACCACAUAUCAAAAAGCGCAAAUUAGAAGAGCAUGACAAUGUGUCCGCUGAUCGGCCAGAAGUGUCUGUAGCCAUGCAAAAUGAUGAUGAGGAUGAUGAUGAUGAUGAUGUCGUGGUCGAAGAUGAUGACGCAACUUCAAUUAUGCUACAAUUCAGCACCUCUCCCUCAAUCGUGCAAGACUCAUCGUCAACUUCAAAACUCUCAGGCCAUCGGGACAAUGCCCAAAAGGAUCCUCAUAAUCCAAAAAGCUCCAAAAACAGGACAAAUCAAAUGGAUUCGGAUGACGACUACGAAUCGAAAAAGAGAUCUACAGCCAUGCCUUCUUCUCCAACAGCCAUGUUCCAAUAUCAAUUGGACGACCCAAGCACUGAGAGCGAGCAGGAUUUCUCCAACGCGAGACAAAAGUUCGACGAAGACUCCACCCCAGCUACUCAAUACGGAUUUAGCGACGACAAGAACGGUCCAUAA